Prorocentrum cordatum is the source of this 2126-nucleotide messenger RNA. The record is from the annotation of a GenBank genome assembly. Lineage: Eukaryota; Dinophyceae; Prorocentrales; Prorocentraceae.
GGCUCUUCAAGGGCGACUUCAAGACAUCGUCGGAUCAGGUCCGCGACCCUUUUGACUCAUGCCACUUCGGCUCAGUUCGUGUUCCCUUACAUAAAUGGUCUAAAUACACCUCCGUGCGUCAGACGCUGAAUGGAGAUACCUUCUCUUGGGCACGCCCUUGUUGUCGUGCUACUGGCGUGUACCAUCGAUGGGGCCGAUAUUGCCAUGCUCGGCGCAGCCUUCAAGAUCUUCGAGGAGCAGUUGGGCACGAGCCCAAGCAUACUGGGCCAGGUGGCCUUGGCCCAAUUCACGGGAAUGGCUGCCAUGGCGCCCGUGUGGGGCUAGAUUUGCGACACGCGCUUCGCUUCUAGGCGUCUGCUCUGGACAGCCUGCCUCACUGGGUGGGCCUUCGCCAUGGCUGCCCUGGCGGCAGCGUCUUCUGUGCGGUUGAUCCUGUUGAUAAGGUUUGUCAAUGGCGUCUUCCUUGCGUGCCUGGCGCCACUGACGCAGAGCCGGGCGGCCGAGGCAGUUCCGCUGGCCGUGAGCGGACGGGUGUUUGGCUUCAUGGGCGCCGCUGGCGUCGUUGGCUCAACUGCAACGACAAUGCAAUGCUUGUCACCAGCAUUGGAAGCAGCACCUUCGUGGUUGGUGGUGCCGCCGUCAGCGGCUGGAGGCUAAUUAUUGACGUUUCGCGUAUCCCCACCAGUCCCGCACAACCCCUCCCUCGUCCUCGGCUCUGUGCGAAUUGCUUCCAUGACAUGUUUCAUUGGGGUGAAGAUUAAUACGGAGCAGUGACAAACCCUUUCCCCGAGCAGAGAGAAGACAGAACUCGUUCAACCACCUACGCCCGGAUGGGGCUGGUGGGACUUGCGCGGUGGUCUCCGCUCUCGGCGUGGGUGUCGCGGUCGCCGCGUGCUUCAUCGUGGACGGGGACGGGGAAGGCGAACGUGCGCGCGAGAUUCUCUGCGCAACGCUUACGGAGAGAUUGCAUGCAGCUUGCGAGAGCAUGAGAACAUCUCCUCCUUCCGAAUGAUCGUCUACCAGGGCGUCACUGGCGGCAUCCCGUGGUCAACCCUAGCGUUCAAGAUCAUGUUCUUUCCAUACGUGGGCCUUUCCAGUGGGCAGAUCCCCAAGUACAGCGCCGCCGCUGUCGCUCCCAAGUUUCUGGGCGGCAUGGUGGGCGGAUUCGUGGGGGACAGGGCCGCGCAGGCUUCUCCACGGCACGGCCGGGCGCUGGUGGGGCAGAUCGCCGUGGAACGUCGUCCUCCCAGAGCUGAUCGGGACCAUGUUGUGGUCUUACGUCUUGUGCAAUUGUCUCUUCUGCCUGGUGGCCGGCUGGGCUCUUGCUGGUGACAUCGGGCCCUUCUUCCUGGAGGUGGUGGGGUCAAAGGGCCGGGCCUCCAUCUUCGCUUGGCAGUGCUCGUUAGAGGGCCUCAUCUCCACUCUGCUGGGUGCACCCUUCGUGGGCUUCCUCGCCGAACACUACUUCCGGUACCACCCGACGAAAGAAAGCGUUGCAUCGAUGUCAGCCGAAUUGAGGCAGCAAAACUUCGAAGCGCUGCAGUUGUCGUUGGCAGUGAUGACGACAGUGCCAUGGAUCCUCUGCUUUGCAGCAAUAUCGUGCUUGCACUACUCUUACCUGUACGACGGCACGGGCGUCUCGAAGGGCAAUGCGGAGCUCCUAGACAAGCGACCAGGGCCAUCGGACAACUACAGCAGUACUGUCGAUCAGGUGGGCUGCCAUGGAAUGGCAGGACCCAGUCCUGACCGAUGACGCUCGCGCGGCACUUGCGGCGCUGCACUUGCACGGUCGACGGUGCCCUUGCGGCGCUACACUUGCGGCGCUGCACUUGCGGACAGAGUGAUCGGCGUGGCCAGCGCGCUACACUUGCAGCGGCGCGCCCGCGGCUCGCACAAUGACCGCUGAAUUUUCUUAGUUGUAAGGCUCGCAAGGCUCUGGCCAGAAACAAUCCGAACAAACCCCUUCCGUCGAAUAACGGGCGACAUAUAGGCGCUUCGGGCUGCGCCAGAGGAGCCGCUGGGCAAGCGCGGCAAUCUUGGCCUGAUCGAGUUACGCAGUCAUGUGUAGGCAGAUACAGAAUCGACUUUUUGCUUUCUGCUGAAUUUGAGUUCUGCGCCUCGUUGAG